This is a messenger RNA of Hydra vulgaris (swiftwater hydra), 829 nucleotides long. RefSeq lists its product as uncharacterized. Gene Ontology annotation, biological process: positive regulation of DNA-templated transcription. Gene Ontology annotation, cellular component: nuclear body. The record is from RefSeq and is a predicted model, not a curated record. Lineage: Eukaryota; Metazoa; Cnidaria; Hydrozoa; Anthoathecata; Hydridae.
CAUUCAGAAAAAGAGUGUAUUGACGCUAGCACAACAAAUAUUGGUCUUUGCACAUCUUCUUUAAACAAAUUUGUAUGGAAUAUGGCUAACACAAGAGUAUUAUUAGAUUUAUGGAAAGAUAAUUACAAAGCAUUAACAUCUGCAAGAAGAAAUACAAAUAUUUACAAACAAAUGGCAGCUGAAUUUUCAAACACAUUUAAUAUCGUAUCUCCGUUAACUGGAUAUCAAAUUCAAUCUAAAAUUAGUAAUUUGAGGAAACAAUUUAGACGAGAAAAACUUCAAGUUGGUUCAUCGGGAGGAGCUCCUAGUAAAUGGUGGCCUUACGAUAUUGUUGCCAAAAUAAUAGGUGGUGAAGCUUCCCUUGACAAUGACCUUUUAUCUCAAAGUCAAAACUUUUCUACUCAAGAUUUUCAAGAUGGUCAGAUUGCCACAAUGGAAGAUGGCAAGGUAUUUUAAAUAUUGAAGCUUUGGAUGAUACAAGUGAUGUGCAAUCAAUUGUCACUAUUCCUGAUGAGGAACCAACUCAAUCUACAUCCGGCUGCAAUAAACGGAGGAACUCUGAUGAUGAAAAAACUUUGAAUAAAAUAGCAAAAACUGAACCGGUGAGAAAAAAUAAAAAAACAAAUUUUUCUUCUGAAUAUUUAAAAAUAGAAAAUAAAAAUCUAGAUGUUCAAAUCCGUUCACAAGAGAUACGAAUCAGAGAGGUUGUUGCUUUAGAGCGUAUUUGCGAUGCAAUUGAAAAUGCAUCUAAAGCCCAAGUAGAUGUGUCUAAAGCCCAAGUAGAAUAUUAUAAAUUUUUAAUAAAAAAAUAAGGUGUUCUAUUAGUCAA